This is a messenger RNA of Nycticebus coucang (slow loris), 16143 nucleotides long. It is a transcript of the gene FRAS1, whose product is annotated as Fraser extracellular matrix complex subunit 1. Bases 974 to 13009 code for a protein of 4011 amino acids. The transcript is spliced from 74 exons. Gene Ontology annotation, cellular component: membrane. The record is from RefSeq and is a predicted model, not a curated record. NCBI's taxonomy places the organism in Eukaryota, Metazoa, Chordata, Mammalia, Primates, Lorisidae. Gene Ontology annotation, molecular function: protein binding. Gene Ontology annotation, biological process: cell communication.
GAGAGAGAAAGGAGGCGAGGGAGGGGCGGAGCGAGGCGGCGCGUGUCCUCUGCACGCCGGGUCCAGACUGGGCCUUGCACUGGGCGUUUCUGGGCUCCCUCGCCCGGGUGGCAUUGAGUUCGGCGGUGUCUCCAGCGUCUCUAGCGCCUUCCUCCGUGCCUGUAAAAUCCUGGCUCCUCCCCCACACCCCGAUCACACCUCCUGCUGGCGGCGGCUCGACGCUCUGGGGGCGGAGGUGGGCGUUGAAGUCCAGUAAGCCGCGCCCCGCGCGCCCCUCUGCCGGGCGAGGGGCGGGGGCGAGAAAGUGGCAGCAGCCGCGCCCCACGCACCGCUCCCUCCUUUCCUGGAAGCCUCUGCACCUUCUGCGGCUGGGAGCGCGGCGGGCGGCGCGGGGCGGCUGCAGCGCCGGCAGGUCCCGGAGCUCCCUGCAUCGCUGCGCAAAGUUUCCAGAGGGCGGCCCCGGCGCACGAGGUCCUCGGCGCCGGGUGGCCUGACCAAGCAGUGGGUGAGGGAGGUUCUUUCGGGGCUCACCAGCGACCCGCUCUACAGACGUUUGGUACCAAGCGAACUUUAAAAAAGCUGGUCGGACCAGCCUGGGACGGGAUUCCCACAGUCAGGGACCGGGGAGCGGAAGGGUGUAGCCUGCGAGCGAAGCUGGGACAGCCGAUCGGCCGGCGACCAGCAACUUUCUGGAGAGACUUUGCCGAGAACUGGGCUCUGCCUCUUCUUGCAAAGCGCAGCCUGCGUUGCUGGAGAGCUCGGCGCGCUGUCUUCGUGCAGCGGGUGAAUUGAAUCCCCCGCCCGCCCUGGCGCCUGGUAGCUGGAGUGAGUGUCGCUCCCGGCCGGGCCAGUCCGUCCCAUUUCCUCGGAGGUAACCGCCCUCUGUGCGCCCGGGUUCGAGGGCCGAAGGCUGCGUUUUGGCCGAGAGCCGGUUCUUGGAUGCUGAAGGCUGGGUUCGGGUGCCGGAGAGGCCAUGGGUGUCCUCAAAGUGUGGCUCGGGGUGGCCCUAGCGCUGGCGGAAUUCGCAGUAUUGCCUCAUCGUUCCGAAGGUGCUUGUGUCUAUCAGGGUUCCUUGUUGGCGGAUGCUGCGAUUUGGAAGCCAGAUUCAUGCCAGAACUGCCGUUGCCAUGGCGAUAUUGUUAUCUGCAAACCUGCUGUUUGCAGAAACCCUCAGUGUGCCUUUGAGAAGGGAGAAGUGCUCCAAAUAGCUGCCAACCAGUGCUGCCCUGAGUGUGUAGCAAGGACUCCUGGAUCUUGCCAUCAUGAAAAGAAGAUCCAUGAGCAUGGAACAGAGUGGACCUCUCCGCCCUGUAGUGUGUGCUCUUGUGCUCAUGGGCAAGUCCGAUGCAGCCCGCAGCCGUGCCCGCUGCUGUCGUGUGGACACCAGGAGCUGGAAUUCAUCCCUGAAGGAAGCUGCUGCCCCAUCUGUGUGGGCCCUGGCAAACCCUGUUCCUAUGAAGGCCGGGUGUUUCAGGACGGAGAGGACUGGCGGCUGAGCCAGUGUGCCAAGUGCGUGUGCAGAAACGGGGCUACCCAGUGCUUCACAGCUCAGUGUCAGCCUCUGUUUUGUAACCAGGAUGAAACUGUGGUCCGGGUACCUGGAGAAUGCUGCCCACAGUGCUCGGCACGCUCCUGCUCUGCUGCUGGCCAAACGUACAAGCAUGGUGAGCAGUGGAGCGAGAACGCCUGUACCACGUGUGUGUGUGACCAGGGCCAGAUCAGGUGUCACAAGCAGGCCUGCCCUCCACUGAGAUGCGGAAAGGGUCAGAGCAGGGCCCGGCGUCAGGGGCAGUGCUGUGAGGAGUGUGUGUCUUUUGCUGGGAGCUGUGCACACGAUGGGGUCGUGCGGUACCAGGACGAAAUGUGGACGGCCUCUGCCUGUGAGUUCUGCAUGUGUGGCCAUGGUCAAGUGACCUGCCAGCCUGCAGAGUGUGCCAAAGUGGAGUGUGGCUGGGGCGAAGAAUUAAUUCACUUAGACGGAAAGUGCUGUCCUGAAUGCAUUUCAAGGAAUGGUUAUUGUGUUUAUGAAGAAAAUGGAGAAUUUAUGUCCUCAAAUGCUAGUGAAGUUAAACGUAUUCCAGAGGGACAGAAGUGGGAAGAUGGCCCCUGCAAAGUGUGCGAAUGUCGAGGGUCUCAGAUAACAUGCUACGAGCCUUCUUGCCCACCAUGUCCAGUGGCCACACUAGCCUUGGAGGUGAAGGAACAGUGCUGUCCUGACUGCACUUCAGUUCAUUGCCAUCCAGACUGCUUGACCUGCUCUCGCUCACCAGACCACUGUGACCUCUGCCAGGAUCCCACAAAGUUGCUGCAGAACGGACAGUGUGUGAACAGCUGUGGUCUGGGGUUUUACCAAGCCGGCAGCCUUUGUUUAGCCUGCCAGCCUCAGUGCGCCACGUGUACCAGCGGACUGGAGUGCUCGUCCUGCCGGCCUCCCCUGCUGAUGCAGCACGGCCAGUGUAUGCCCUCCUGCGGGGACGGCUUCUACCAGGAUCGCCACUCCUGUGCAGUCUGCCAUGAGUCCUGUGCGGGCUGCUGGGGCCCGACGGAGAAGCACUGCCGGUCCUGCAGAGACCCCCUGCACGUGCUGCGGGACGGGGGCUGCCAGAGCAGCUGUGGCGAAGGCUCCUACAACAGGCAGGGCACCUGUAGCGCUUGUGACCACACCUGUAAGACUUGUGGCCCCAACAGUCCCAGAUGUCUCACCUGCGCUGAGAAGAUGGUGUUGCACGCUGGGACAUGCAUUUCUGAAUGCCCCCAUGGAUACUACGCAGAUGCCACUGACAGAUGCAGAGGCUGUCACAGCUCAUGUGCCAGCUGUUCCGGGCCCACCGCGUCUCAGUGCACAGCCUGCGCGGCCCCCCAUGCUCUGCGCCAUGGCCGCUGUCUGCCCCGCUGUGGAGAGGGCCUCUACCCCGACCACGGCGUCUGCAAAGCCUGUCACCCUUCCUGCCUGACCUGUGUGGGCCCCGAACACACACACUGUACUGAGUGCAGGAGGCCAGAGGAGGGGCUGCAAGUCGAGCAGCCAUCCAGGGCAGGGAGCCCUUCUGGAGAGUGCCUGUCUCGGUGUAGAACCCACUUCUACUUGGAGAGCUCUGGGCUCUGUGAAGCUUGCCACCUAUCCUGUUUGAAGUGUGCAGGGAAGAGCCCCCAUAACUGCACAGCCUGUGGGCCAACCCACGUGCUGCUGGAUGGGCAGUGCCUCUCCCAGUGCCCAGAUGGCUACUUUAACCAGGAGGGCAGCUGUACAGAAUGUCACCCAACCUGCAGACAGUGUCAUGGGCCCUUGGCAUCCGACUGUGUCUCCUGUCACCCUCACGUCUCCCUCACUGCCGGGAACUGCAGGGCCAGCUGCAGGGAAGAGCAGUUCCUCACCCUCGAGGGAUCCUGUGCUGACUGCCAUCCUCUGUGCCAGCACUGUACAGCUGAUCUCCACCACACUGGGAGCAUCUGCCUGAGGUGCCAGAAUGCCCGCCACCUGCUGCUCAGGGACCACUGCGCUCCUGACUGCCCUCCAGGAUACUAUGCAGAGAGGGGGGCUUGUAAAAAAUGCCACUCCUCCUGCAGAACCUGCCAGGGAAAAGGACCUUUUUCCUGCUCCUCAUGUGACAACAACCUCGUUCUGUCCCACUUUGGCACCUGCAGCACCACCUGCUUCCCUGGGCACUAUCCUGAUGACAGCCGUACUUGCCAGCCUUGUGGCGCUCACUGUAGAAGCUGUGACUCACAGGCCAGCUGUACCUCCUGCCGAGAUCCCAGCAAGGUCCUGCUCUUUGGGGAGUGUCGGUAUGACAGCUGCGCACCGCAGUAUUACCUCGACUUUGACACCAAGACGUGCAAAGAAUGUGACUGGAGCUGCAGUGCGUGCAGCGGGCCUCUGGGCACAGACUGCCUGCAGUGCGUGGGCGGCUACCUCCUGCAGGACGGGGCUUGCGUGGAGCAGUGCUCGCCAGCCUUCUACCGCGAAGUGGACCUCUGCAGACGCUGUGGAAGCCACUGUCUCCAGUGCCAAGGUCCCCAUAAAUGUACCCGCUGUGAAGGGCCAUUUCUCCUCUUGGAAGCCCAGUGUGUCCAGGAAUGUGGGAAAGGGUACUUCACAGAUCACGCAAAACACAAAUGCACAGCUUGCCCUCGGGGGUGCUUGCAGUGCAGCCGCAGGGACCGGUGUCACCUCUGUGACCAGGGGCUCCUUCUGAAAAGCGGCCUCUGUGUUUCCAACUGUGUUCCUGGCUCCUCUGCCCACUCUAAUGAAACGUGUGCUGGCAAAACACACGCCCCCAGUCUUCAUGUGAAUGGUUCCCUGACCCUCCCAAUUGGUUCUGUGAAGCCACUGGACUUUUCCCUCCUGAACGUCCAAGACCAGGGCCGAAGGGUGGAAGAUCUCCUGUUCCACGUUGUGAGCACACCCACCAAUGGCCAGCUAGUGCUCUCGAGAAACGGCAAAGCGGUCCAGCUGGACAAGGCCAGCUAUUUUAGCUGGAAAGAUGUGAAAGAGAAGAAAGUGCGCGUUGUACACAGCAAAGAAAAACUCAGGAAAGGUUACUUUUUCCUGAAAAUUAGCGACCAGCAAUUCUUCUCUGAACCACAGCUGAUCAACAUACAAGCAUUUUCAACACAGGCCCCCUAUGUGCUGAGAAAUGAAGUUCUCCACGUUAGCAGGGGAGAGAUGGGAACCAUCACCAGCCAGCUGCUUGACAUCCGAGAUGAUGACAACCCACAGGAUGUGGUCGUCCAAGUGCUCGAUCCUCCACUUCAUGGCCAGUUGCUCCGGACGCAUCAGUCCCGGGCAGCCCCUGUCUAUGAGUUCCAGCUGGAUGAGCUCUCCAGGGGCCUUCUCCACUAUGCCCAUGAUGGCUCAGAGAGCACAUCCGAUGCUGCAGUCUUGCAGGCCAGUGAUGGACACUCCUUCAAAAAUAUACUGUUCCAUGUGAAGACUGAAUCCAAGGAUGACAGAAGUCUUCGGCUUGUGGCUAAUUCAAUGGUGUGGGUUCCAGAAGGCGGCAUGCUGCAGAUCACCAACAGAAUCUUACAGGCUGAAGCCCCCGGGGCCAGUGCUGAAGAAAUCAUCUAUGAGAUUACACAAGACCACCCCAAGUUUGGGGAGCUGGUCCUUCUGAUGAAUAUGCCUGCAGACAGCCCCACAGACGAAGGGCAGCACCUGCCUGAUGGAAGGACAGCGACCCCCAUCAGCACCUUCACCCAGCAGGACAUCAACGAAGGCAUCGUCUGGUACAGGCACUCGGGAGCUCCGGCCCAGAGCGACGCCUUCCACUUCCAGGUGUCCAGUGCUGCAGAUGUCCAGACCCGCCUGGAGAGCCGUGUAUUCAACAUCGCCAUCCUGCCACAGACGCCUAAAGCACAGAAACUCUCUCUGGAGGCAUCCCUCCACAUGACUGCUCGAGAAGACAGCCUGACUGUCAUUCAACCUCCUUCCCUCCCCUUUGUGAAUUCUGAGAGGCCUAGUGGAAAGAUUAUUUACAACAUCACCCUCCCUCUGCACCCAAGUCAAGGCAUCAUCGAGCACAGAGACCGGCCUCACUCUCCCAUCCGGUAUUUCACGCAGGAGGACGUUAACCAGGGGAAAAUCAUGUACCGCCCUCCCCCAGCUGCCCCCCACCUCCAGGAGCUCAUGGCCUUCUCCUUCACCGGUCUCCCAGAAUCAGUAAAAUUCCACUUCACAGUUUCAGAUGGAGAAUAUACAAGUCCAGAGAGGGCCCUCACCAUUCAUUUGCUUCCCACCGACCAGCAGCUGCCAGUGUUCCAAGUCACAGCUCCACUGGUGGAGGUCAGCCUGGGAGGCAGCGCUUCUGUAGGACUUCAGCUGGUAGCAAGAGAUGCUGAGACAGCACGUGAAGAACUCCUCUUUGAGCUCCGGAGACCACCCCAGCACGGUGCACUCCUUAAGAACACAGCUGGGCUCCAGAGGCCCCUGGCUGCAGGUGACACUUUCACCUAUGAGGACAUCGAGAAGAAUGUCCUGCGGUAUGUUCACGACGGUUCCUCUGCGCGGGAAGACAGCAUGGAGCUCUCCAUCACAGAUGGCAUCACAGUGACGGCGCUGGAAGUGACGGUGCAGGUGUCACUGUCAGAGAGCCCGGGGCCUCAGCUGGCCGCUGGCUGCCCCCUGAGCAUUGUGGUCGCCAGUAAAGGGACAGCCGUGCUCACCAGGUCCCACCUGGCGUACGUGGAUGACUCUUCUCCCGAUGCGGAGAUCUGGAUUCGGUUAAGCUCUCUGCCUAUGUACGGUACUCUCUUAAGAACCUCAGGACCUGAGGUGGAAGAACUCUCAGAGAUUUCAAACUUCACGAUGGAAGACAUAAACAACGAGAAAAUUAGGUACUCAGCUGUGUUUGAAACGUAUGCUCAUCUGGUUACUGAUAACUUCUCUUUCUCUGUCUCUGACACGGACCACAAUCACCUGGACAAUCAGAUGUUCACCAUCCUCAUCACUCCCGUCAGACACCCGCCUGCACUGGUUGCUUUUGCUGACCUUAUCACGGUUGAGGAGGGAGGGCGAGUCCCCAUCUCAUUGCACCAUUUCUUUGCUACUGAUGAUCAGGACAACCUCCAGGGAGAUGAGAUCAUUAAACUAAGCGUCCUGCCCAGAUACGGCUACAUCGAGAACACAGGAACAGGUGAUCGUUUUGGCCCUGAAACUACCAGUGACCUAGAGGCAUCCUUCCCUGUUCAAGAUGUUGUGUUAAGCCUCAUUUAUUACUCUCAGAGUGUUCAUGAAAGCAUCGAGCCAACCCGGGAUAUUUUUAGUUUUUAUGUGAGUGAUGGAACCAAUCGUUCAGAAGUUCACAGCAUCAAUAUCACCAUUGAGAGGAAGAAUGAUGAGCCGCCCAGGCUGAACUUGCAGCCCCUCAGAGUGCAGCUGAACUUGGGAGUGGUGAUAAGCAAUUCUUCCUUGAGCCUACAAGACCUGGACACCCCAGACAAUGAGCUGAUUUUUGUAUUGACAAGAAAGCCUGACCAUGGCGAUCUAAUCCGGAGGCAGAGCGCCUCUGAGCCUCUGAAGAACGGGACGGUUUUAGCCCAGGGCUCCUCCUUCACCUACCAGGAUGUCCUGGCUGGGCUGGUCGGGUACGUGCCUGGUAGCCCAGGUGUGGGAGUGGAUGAGUUCCAGUUCUUUCUCACCGAUGGCCUCCAUGAAGAUUCGGGGAGGAUGGACAUCCACAUAGAACUGCCCGCGGGCGACACCCCCCGCUUGGCUGUGAGCCGAGGCCUGCAGCUCUCCGCAGGCUCUGUAGCACGCAUCACGGAACAGCACUUGAAAGUGACAGAUGCUGACUCCGAAGACGGCCAGGUUAUGUAUCUCCUGAAGGAAGAUCCCGGUGCAGGCCGCCUGCAGGUGGCUAAGCACGACAACCUGCAGCAGGUCUCCGUGAAAGGCCCCGUCCGGAGCUUCACCCAGGCAGACAUCGCCCAAGGGUGGGUAGAAUACAGUCAUAGAACAGGAGAACCUGGUGGGAGUUUUGCUUUUAAAUUUGAUGUGGUUGACGGAGAAGGCAACAGAUUGAUUGACCAAUCCUUCUCCAUCAGUGUUUUAGAAAAUAAAUCCCCACCAGUCAUCAUCACCAAUAAAGGGCUGGUGUUGGAUGAAAACUCAGUGAAGAAGAUCACCACUGUGCAGCUAUCUGCUGCUGACCGGGACAGUACACCUGCAGAGCUGGUCUAUAGAAUCACCAGACAGCCCCAGCUGGGCCACCUGGAGCAUGUGGCAUCACCAGGUGUCCAGAUUAGCUCCUUCACUCAGGCCGACCUGGCUUCACGGAGUGUUCAGUACACACAUUCCAGCAAGGCCGAGCGACACGCAGAUGCCUUCAGCUUCACGCUGUCUGACGGCGUCAGUGAGGUGACGCAGACUUUCCACAUCACUCUCCGCCCCGUGGACGACUCGCUGCCCAUCUUAAGGAGCUCGGGGAUGCGGGUGCAGGAGGGUGUCAGGAAGACCAUCACGGAGUUCGAGCUCCAGGCGGUGGAUGCAGACACGGAGGCUGAAUCUGUCACCUUCACCAUCGUGCAGCCCCCACGCCAUGGCACCAUUGAGUGGACCUCCAAUGGGCAGCAUUUCCACCUCUCCUCCACCUUCACCAUGGAAGAUAUCUACCAGAAGCGGGUCAGCUACAGCCAUGAUGGCAGCAACUCCCUCAAAGACAGGUUCACCUUCACCGUCUCUGAUGGGACAAACCCCUUCUUCAUCACGGAGGAAGGAGGAAAAGAGAUUGUGACGGCAGCACCUCAGCAGUUCCAAUUGGAUAUCCUUCCAGUAGAUGAUGGCACUCCCAGAAUUGUCACCAACCUUGGGCUCCAGUGGCUGGAAUACAUGGGUGGCAAGGCCACCAACUUGAUCACCAAGAAAGAACUGCUGACCGUGGACCCAGACACCGAGGACCCGCAGCUUGUCUAUGAGAUAACAACGGGCCCCAAGCACGGCCACUUGGAGAACAAGCUGCAGCCUGGUGCAGCUGCUGCCACGUUCACCCAGGAGGAUGUGAACUUGGGGCUGAUUCGUUAUGUGUUGCACGAGGAGAAGGCUCAUGAGAUGAUGGACAGUUUUCAGUUUCUGGUGAAAGACAGUAAACCCAAUGUGGUCGGCGACAACGUCUUCCAUAUCCAGUGGUCCCUCAUCAGCUUUAAGCAUACCAGUUACAAUGUCAGUGAGCAGGCGGGCUCUGUCAGCGUCACGGUGCAGAGGGCUGGGAACCUGAACCAGUACGCCAUCGUGCUGUGUCACACGGAGCAGGGCACUGCCAGCUCCGGCUCUGGGCUCAGCUCCCGGCCUGGACAGCAGGACUAUGUGGAAUAUGCCGGCCAGGUGCAGUUUGAUGAACGAGAGGACACCAAGUCCUGCACCAUCGUCAUCAACGACGAUGACGUGUUUGAGGACAUGGAGAGCUUCACCGUGGGGCUCAGCAUGCCAGCAUAUGCCCUGUUAGGGGACUUCACCCAGGCGAAGGUCAUCAUCAAUGACACUGAGGACGAGCCCACACUGGGGUUUGACAGGAACACCUACCGGGUCAACGAGAGCGCCGGCUUUCUGUAUGCACCGAUUGAAAGAAAAGGAGAUUCAAGCAGCAUCGUCUCUGCAAUUUGCUACACGAUUCCUAAGUCAGCCAUGGGAAGUAGCCUCUACGCUCUAGAAUCAGGCUCUGACUUUAAAUCUAGAGGGAUGUCUGCUGAGAGUCGUGUGACAUUGGGGCGUGGUGUCACCAGGGCUACUUGUGACAUCAUGAUCAUUGAUGACAGCGAGUAUGAAGAGGAAGAGGAGUUUGAGAUUGGCCUGGCACACGCUUCUGACAACGCUCGUGUGGGAAGGGCGGCGACCGCCAGGGUGCUCAUUAGUGGCCCCAACGAUGCCUCCACCGUGUCCCUGGGCAACACGGCUUUCACCAUCAGCGAGGAUGCAGGCACGAUGAAGAUUCCAGUUAUCCGCCAUGGCACUGACCUGUCCACUUACACAUCUGUGUGGUGUGCAACACGGCCAUCAGACCCAGCUUCUGCUACUCCUGGAGUUGACUACAUUCCCAGCUCUAGGAAGGUGGAAUUCGGACCUGGUAUCACAGAGCAGUUUUGCACCUUGACUAUCUUGGAUGACACCCAGUAUCCAGUAAUUGAAGGACUAGAGACAUUUGUGGUUUUCCUCAGCUCAGCACAAGGGGCCGAACUGACCAAACCCUUCCAGGCCGUGAUUGCAAUUAAUGACACAUUCCAAGAUGUGCCCAGCAUGCAGUUUACUAGGGACUUGCUCCUGGUGGGGGAGAAGGAGGGAGUCCUGCACAUUCCCAUCAUCCGGAGCGGAGAUCUGAGCUACGAGUCCUCAGUGAGGUGUUACACUCAGAGCCACUCUGCUCAGGUCACCGAGGACUUUGAGGAGAGGCAAAAUGCAGAAUCUUCACGGAUUACCUUUCUGAAAGGGGAAAAGGUAAAGAACUGUACUGUCUAUAUCCGCGAUGACUCCAUGUUCGAGCCAGAGGAACAGUUCCGGGUCUACCUGGGGCAUCCUCUCGGAAACCACUGGAGUGGAGCUAGAAUUGGAAAGAAUGCCAUGGUCACCAUCACCAUAUCCAAUGACGAAGAUGCCCCGACCAUUGAAUUUGAGGAAGCUGCAUACCAAGUUCGGGAACCUGCAGGGGCAGAUGCCAUUGCAAUUCUGAAUGUCAAGGUGAUCCGCAGAGGGGAUCUGAAUAGGACCUCUAAGAUUCGCUGUAGCACGCGGGACGGGUCUGCCCAGUCUGGUGUGGAUUAUUACCCAAAGAGCCGCGUCCUAAAGUUCAGCCCUGGUGUGGAUCAUAUCUAUUUUAAAGUCGAGAUCCUGUCCAACGAAGACCGGGAAUGGCACGAAUCUUUCUCAUUAGUCCUUGGACCAGAUGACCCCGUGGAAGCAGUUCUUGGGGACCUGACCACGGCCACAGUGACGAUUCUAGACCAGGAGGCAGCAGGGAGCCUCAUAUUGCCAGCACCGCCCAUUGUGGUCACACUUGCUGACUAUGACCAUGUGGAAGAGGUCACCAAGGAAGGGGUCAAGAAAUCCCCCUCCCCGGGCUACCCGCUGGUGUGUGUCACCCCCUGUGACCCUCACUUCCCCAGGUAUGCCAUCAUGAGGGAGCGCUGCAGAGAGGCUGGCAUCAACCAGACGUCUGUGCAGUUCAGCUGGGAAGUGGCUGCUCCCACUGAUGGCAAUGGAGCCCGAUCACCCUUCGAAACCAUCACUGACAACACACCAUUCACCAGUGUCAACCACAUGGUCCUGGAUAGCAUUUACUUCAGCCGGAGAUUCCACGUGCGCUGUGUGGCAAAGGCUGUGGACAAGGUGGGCCAUGUGGGGACCCCCUUGAGGAGCAACAUCGUUACCAUCGGAACAGACAGUGCUAUCUGCCACACCCCUGUGGUGGCUGGGACAGCCAGAGGCUUCCAGGCUCAGUCCUUCAUUGCGACCUUGAAAUACCUGGACGUCAAACACAAGGAGCAUCCAAACAGGAUCCAUAUUUCAGUGCAGAUCCCACACCAGGAUGGAAUGCUACCCCUCAUCUCCACCCUCCCACUGCACAACCUGCACUUCCUGCUGUCGGAGUCCAUCUACAGACACCAGCAUGUCUGCUCCAACUUAGUCACCGCCCACGACCUGCGAGGCAUCUCAGAGGCGGGGUUCCUGGAUGACAUGGUCUAUGACAACACUGCCCUGGGGCCUGGCUAUGACCGUCCUUUCCAGUUUGACCCCAGCGUGCGGGAGCCAAAGACCAUCCAGCUUUACAGACACCUGAACCUGAAGAGCUGCGUGUGGACCUUCCACGCGUAUUACGACAUGACCGAGUUGAUCGACGUCUGCGGGGGUUCCGUGACUGCUGACUUCCAGGUGAGAGACUCGGCCCAGUCAUUCCUGACGGUGCACGUGCCUCUGCACGUGUCCUACAUCUACGUGACGGCCCCCAGGGGCUGGGCCUCCCUGGAGCACCACACGGAGAUGGAGUUUUCCUUCUUCUACGAUACUGUCCUCUGGAGAACAGGAAUCCAGACGGACAGUGUGCUCUCUGCGAGGCUUCAGAUAAUAAGAAUCUACAUUCGGGAGGAUGGCCGUCUCGUCAUUGAAUUCAAGACCCAUGCUAAAUUUAGAGGGCAGUUUGUGAUGGAGCACCACACUCUCCCGGACACCAGGUCUUUCAUAUCGACUCCAGACCACCUGGGAGGAAUUGAAUUUGACCUGCAGCUUCUCUGGAGUGCUCAAACCUUUGAUUCCCCAUAUCAACUCUGGAGAGCCACGAGCUCCUAUAACAGGAAAGACUACUCGGGGGAGUACACCAUCUACCUGAUCCCCUGCACUGUGCAGCCCACGCAGCCCUGGGUGGACCCGGGAGAAAAGCCUCUGGCCUGCACCGCGCAUGCCGCGGAAAGGUUCCUGAUCCCCAUCGCGUUCCAGCAGACCAACCGCCCUGUGCCCGUUGUGUACUCGCUGAACACUGAGUUCCAGCUCUGCAAUAACGAGAAGGUAUUCCUGAUGGACCCCAACACGGCGGACAUGGCCUUGGCAGAGAUGGAUUACAAAGGAGCCUUCUCUAAGGGCCAAGUCCUUUAUGGCCGAGUACUUUGGAAUCCAGAGCAAAACCUUAAUUCUGCUUAUAAGCUCCAGCUGGAGAAAGUCUAUCUCUGUACCGGCAAGGACGGCUAUGUGCCUUUCUUUGACCCCACUGGGACAAUCUACAAUGAAGGGCCCCAGUAUGGAUGCAUCCAGCCCAACAGACACCUGAAACACAGAUUCCUGCUGCUGGACCGCAGUCAGCCAGAGGUGACUGAUAAGUACUUCCAUGACGUGCCUUUUGAGGCUCACUUUGCUUCCGAAUUGCCUGAUUUCCACGUGGUCAGCAGCAUGCCAGGUGUGGAUGGAUUCACUCUGAAGGUGGAUGCCCUCUACAAGGUGGAAGCAGGACACCAGUGGUACCUCCAGGUCAUUUACAUCAUUGGCCCUGACACUGUGUCAGGGCCCCGGGUCCAGCGCUCUCUCACGGCCCCUCUGAGGCGCAGCCGAAGGGACCUCGUGGACCCUAGUGGCCGGUUGACCCUUGAUGACUCCCUCGUCUACGACAAUGAAGGAGACCAGGUCAAGAAUGGCACCAAUAUGAAGUCCCUGAAUCUGGAGAUGCAGGAACCAGUGGUGGCCGCGUCUCUGUCCCAGGCAGGGGCGUCGGUCGGCAGUGCCCUGGCCGCUGUCAUGCUUCUGCUUCUGGUGUCCCUGGUGGCCUGUCUCAUCACCAGGAAGUGCCAGAGACGGGGGAAGAACCAGCCCAAGGAGGAGGCGUUGGAGGAGUAUCCUCUGAAUACCCAGGUGAACAUGCCCAAGAGGAGCUCGGACAGGGUGGAGAAGAACGUGAGCAGACACUACUGCACGGUGCGCAACGUCAACCUCCUGAGCCAGGCCGAGGCCGCCUACGCCUUCAAAGGUGCCAAAGUGAAGAAGUUGAAUCUGGAGGUCAGAGUCCACAACAAUUUGCAAGAUGGAACGGAAGUUUAGUGGAGGAGACCUGUGUGUAUUUUUUUCUAAAAUCAUUUUUAUAAAAUAGGGGGAAAUACUGGUAUUUUUAUAAUCCUGCAGAUAAAAAAGGGAAAACUAUAGCUUUGAGUGGCGGACGGCACACAUCACACACAACUCACAACUGAGCUACCUCGACAGGCAAAGAACCUCGGAGACCCCCAGUGUACUGGAGCAGAAUUAUUCCUGUAGAUCCCUUUGAAUAGUCACAGCAGCUGCAAAUGGCUCCUUCCUUAAGGCUGGUCUCAGAAAACAAGUGUUUUAAUACCAGGACAGGAGUUGGCACGUAGGUUAGCUGACGGAGUUUGGAGGACUGGGGAGUGUACCACGCCGAUCUUGGAGAGAGUGACAGGGUACAGAACCCACAGUUUCCUCUCCCACCCCAGCUUUCUCCUACUUGGGCUUCUUCUGAGUUUCUCAACAGCAGAGUGUUAAUUGCUGACACCUAGAUUUCUUUAAAAAUUCCACUAUUCAGCACAACGCACAUGUGUAUUAGUAUUUGUUCACUGUUAACAUCUGACAGCCUAUGCUCUGUGGCCCCUAGGUAUACUUCACUCUCCUAGAGCCCUGUUCACCUGGGGAUUUUAGUGUGCUUUAGACUACAGUAGAGCCCACCUCAGCACACCAUGGGAGAAACCUCAGGCCUCUGCUAGCCAGCUUCUGACAUGGGGGACUCCCUCUUACAAAGCGAGGGACAAACCCAGGGAGAUGUCUUUGUCCUUGACUGGUUUAUGCUGCGCUGAGACCGCUCUCCCUGAUGAAGGAUGCUGUAAUCAGGAUCAGUGCACCUUGGCCUUUUUACUCAUUAUUGCCACAAUGCUUACAAACCCAUCACAUCUGAUACUUAAGACUUUGCCCCAUCUAGUAAUAGGCAAGCCCAUGUGCUUUGCUAGCUGUGGGUUUGUAUUGUGUUAGCAUUUCAGGAAAGUAAGAGAUUCAUUUGAACAAAGCAGAUGAGGAGAAAACCCGGUUGGGAGUCAGGCUAACGCAUGCAUACUGGUCUGGUUCUCCUUGAUGACUGUCGCACAGCAGACAGGGGCGCUAUUCUAGCUGCAGUGUUCCAAGGAUUUCUCACUGGGGGGGUCUUUUCUGGUAGCUCAAGCAAUUAUUUUUACCAUGUCAGCACAUGACAAGGCCAUAAACAUAAUGGCUUUAAAGCAAUUUAGUGUCCAAAUAUCAGCUUCACGAUUUUGUGUAGUGUGCUUCUGGCUUGCUUUUGUUUCUUUUUUGUUUCUGCCUUGUUGACAGAAACAUAAGCAUGCAUGCCAUGUUGUUUUGAAUUGGAGGCAUAGAUCCAUUUUUUAGGAGUAAAAGACAUAUAAGCCCUCACCCAGACUCAUGGCUCACCCUCAUCAUUGAGCAAAGAACAGCAUUCACCUUGGGCAGCAUCUGCAUUAGGAUGACUCAGGCUCUUUCAGAACACUCCAAACUGGUCACACUUUGGUACUAAAAGCUGGAAAGAAUGAACCAUGAAAGGUCACCACCCCCUCUACCAGACUCCAAGCUCCUUGAGAGCAGGAGUUGCGUGAGCCGCCCUUCAUUCUUCAACAGUGCCUUGCAUGUAAUGAGCACUCCGGAAAUGUGUGUUGAGUGAAUGAACAGACGGAGUAAGGGUGAGCGAUGGGGAAUGAAUCUAGCCAGGGGAGAGGAGAGUAUGGUGGCAAAGCACAAGAGCAGGUAGGAGCAAAAAUCAAUCUCCUCUGCUUGGAUUAUGAAAUUACCUUAUUCUUGGCACAAAGAAACACCACUCUACACAGGCAUGAAUCUGGCAGUGGUCCUAAGAAGGCAUGAACAAAAAGUGGUAAUAAUGUAUCAGCAGGAGGUGAGCCUGGGAAGCCGCCUCCAGAACAGGGGAUUUAGAGGAAGGUCUGAUUUAGCACUCAGAGUGAAGUUUUCAGAAGAGGAUGAAUGGAGGUGCAGAGUCCGAAAAUGCUGACUGGCCAGGAGCUACUUAAGACCAGGUUGGACCGUUGAAGGCAGGAUGUCUGUAUCAGCUUCUUGGAUGUCUGUGAAGCACUCCAUAGCUGGAGAGCUGAUCAGUCUGGCACUGAAUCUUUUCCAGAACAACCGAGAGGGUGAAUGCUAAUUCUGUAAGGACACGGAGCUAAUCAGUUGUAGAGCCGUUUUCCAUUCGGCCUGUUAUUUGUAACUGCUCCAAGUGCCAGCACGCGGACACACUGAAGCACCACCUUUCCACCUGCUCCAGGAUUCUUCCGCACACCCUUCCAUCACUCCUAAUAGGACCCAGGCACCGUAAGGGUGCAGACAGAUGGCAGAGUGAAGGUAGAGCAGGAAGUGACGGAGACUAAGCCCCACGUGCGCCUGGCAGCCUCCACGGACGAGGUCUGAGAUGACGAGGCCGACGUCGUAUGAGGACCUUGCAAUAGUGAACAAUGAGUGAAAGGAAAGCCCGUGCAAUAUCCCUGCCUGCCGUUCUUUCUGCCCUCAGCCCACUCCUUGUAGCGUACUGAAUGCCAGUACUUCUCUAACGGUGCACACUUGUGAAUGAAAGGGUUACGGGGUGUGGAGAUGAGAUUUUACCCUUUGAUGUAGAAUUCUUCAUUUCAUUUAUUUUAUAAUUCAUCUAAGGGAUCAGAUCAUUUGAGGACUAAUGUGGAUUUUAUUUCGGACAAAGCUCUGCUUUCCAUUUCUCUGACUUACUAAUGCCUUGCGUGCGUUUUACUCACCUUUUACAUCAUGCCUUCAGGCAAGAAGAAACAAAAAACCCUGAGUGGUUGCUACUUGCUAUCCCAUGAUGGCUGUGAAGGUUAAAAGAAAGAAUGGUCUGCAUCAUUUUUCUGCCUUCCUGCCCCUUUCUUGUUCUCCAGGCCUCACGGAGGACUUCCGCAGAUUUCCACUGUUGAACGGGAAAUAGUACUGGGAUGUGUUUACACGAUCUUAUGAUAUUCAGCCUCAGUCUCUUUUAGGUAUUUGUUAUUCUUGGAUACUACACCUGCUCAGACUGAGUAAAACGUGUGGUGCUGUCAACCUGAUUUCUUGACUCUGAAAUGAUUUUUGUAUUUCUGAUGCAAAUUUGUGUGUUAUGAAUUUCUGAUUUCUCCAAUAGCAUAUGCCACUACAUAAGUUUUAUUAAUAAAUGCCAGUCUGGUUGUUUU